AUGAAUGGAGCCUUUGGACCACCUACCAGCAGAUUGCCAGGAUCUACAGUAACCAUCCAGUGUGCUGUUGGAUAUGUGUCUGCUCUUGCGAUGGUGACAUGUGAUGUUACACUGAUGUGGAGUCCUGACCCUGAGGCUAUUGAGUGUACAUCACUAACCACACCUACUCCUAAAACUCCUCCAAUGAACUGCACAGCUUCACUAUCAUCACCACAGAAUGGCACCAUCAGUGAUUAUUCAGUACCAGCUCUACCCGGUACACAAGUGAUCUUCCAGUGUGAUGAUGGACUAUUCCCUGAGGGGAUAAUGACUGCCACCUGUCUAGCUACAGGAGAGUGGAACAAGAUCCUGGGGAAGAUCGUCUGCAGAAAUGAGUCUAUUUCCUGUGUCCUGCCUGUCCCUCCACUCAAUGGAGCAUUACUCAACACCAACUUUCAGAACACUAACCUAAUUGAGGGCUCAGUCAUUACCUUCCAAUGUGAUCCUGGGUUCUCACUAGUGGGUGCAGUGACUGCCACUUGUAACAACUCUGGUUUUUGGUAUCCUGACCCGGCUCUAUGGGAUUGUGUAUCUAGAAGUUUUCAAUCACCCACUCUAUUUACCGGAGAGAUUCUUUCUAUCAGUGUGGUUGUCACGGCAGUUGCUUUCAUAGUCAUUGGAUUCCUCGCUGGACUCUUAGUGAAGCAUUUUUGCUCUUGUAAGAAGGCAGUGUACUCCCCGGCAGCUGAAAAUAAAGUUAACUUAAGACCCACUGCACCAGUUGGUCCUGUUUAUGAGGAAGUGUCACCCAAAGAGGAGAUUGAACUGAACACUAACCAGGCGUAUGGACCAGUAGGACUGUAAAACUUCUGUUAAUGUGCAUCAACUGCAUGCUCAUGUUUGUAUAAUUAUGUAAAUAGCACUGCAUCUGCAGUAUUACAAACAACUUAAGAGAACAAUGUAAACAGCAGCAUCUGCAUUUUCAGUAAAAACCACCAUACAUGUUUUGUACCAAUUAAUUUGUCAACUAAAAGAAGCUAUAAUAUAAUUAUUUGUUGUA
Messenger RNA from Halichondria panicea, 1039 nucleotides. Its product is annotated as P-selectin-like. The record is from RefSeq and is a predicted model, not a curated record. The transcript is spliced from 4 exons. Lineage: Eukaryota; Metazoa; Porifera; Demospongiae; Suberitida; Halichondriidae. Bases 1 to 843 code for a protein of 280 amino acids.